Molecule: messenger RNA, 3926 nt
Organism: Clarias gariepinus (North African catfish)
Lineage: Eukaryota; Metazoa; Chordata; Actinopteri; Siluriformes; Clariidae
Gene: ptenb
Product: phosphatase and tensin homolog B
Exons: 10
Coding region: 1063-2271 (402 amino acids)
Biological process (GO): phosphatidylinositol dephosphorylation; regulation of phosphatidylinositol 3-kinase/protein kinase B signal transduction; protein dephosphorylation
Cellular component (GO): nucleus; cell projection; plasma membrane
Molecular function (GO): phosphatidylinositol-3,4-bisphosphate 3-phosphatase activity; inositol-1,3,4,5-tetrakisphosphate 3-phosphatase activity; protein tyrosine phosphatase activity
Source: RefSeq, a predicted model, not a curated record
CACACACACACACAAUGCCGACUUGCUCGUCGUUAACACGGAUUUUCUCAAAGAAGACAAAUUUGUAGAGACGCAGAAGAUUAUUACAUGACAUAAAGGUAACAUUAUUAUUUGAAGUAAUCUGAUCUAAAGCACUGGACACUUCCCUCGUUUCAGAAAGACACGUGACUCAGGAACAGAAAGGAGUCCGAACGUGUCGGCGCGCGCCGUGUAUCCAUCCGCCAUACACCGGUGGGAAAAUGACCGUUAAACCGACAAAUCUCAUGUUGGGACUAUUUUGUGCCGCGAAGUACUAUUUUGUCGGCACAUGAACUCUUUUCUUAUUGGAAGCCAUGAUGGAAGUUUAGCAGCAGGAGCAGCGCCUGAGAGGAAAAGCGGGGACCGAGGAGCUGCUGGAAUCUUCUGCAAACAGCUCCUUUUUAAAUAUAUAAUCAAGGAGUAUCUUUUAAUCGCAUGGUGGAGGCUGUCAAAUUUCCCUUUAUGUAUUGGAAUAUCGACAACGAUGUGGAUGGUUGAAUUUUGAAGCGUUUUAUGUAUUUUUUUUUGAAGAUGUACGUACAUGCUAACACGCUAGCUAGCCAGCUAGCCGCUCGUUAGAGGAGGCACACGGAGCCGCCUGCCUGCCUGACGCUCACCGCUGCUGCUGCCUCUUACGUUCUGCUUUAGCGACGUCGGAGAGGGUUUUCUCUCCGCAUUUUCGGGCACAAUCACGGCGACUGUGGCGGAUUCAGAGACUUGGCGUGGUUCAGAAACCUCUCUGUGCGAGACGUGGAGACGCGUGGAGCUUGAUAGCCGGAGGAUCGGUGUGGGUGUCGGUGUGGCUCUGGGCGGCCGGGCCUGCUCCAGGCCCUCCUUCUGUAUGAGCGAGCAGCAGCAGCCAGCACACGGCCGCUAGCUUAGCAGCUGAAGCUAAGGCUAAACCUAGCACUACCUAAGGACUACGAAAAUUAAGAAAGAAAGGAAAAACAUUUUCUAGGGGAAAAAUCCUUAAAGACGGCAUUUCACCCGGAGGCCACGAUACUGUCGAUUACCUUAAAAACCCUAAAGACUCCUUUCACAGCUAUGGCUGCGAUCAUACAGAAGAUGGUCAGCCGAAACAAAAGGAGAUACCAGGAGGAUGGGUUUGAUUUGGACUUGACGUAUAUUUAUCCCAACAUAAUUGCUAUGGGCUUUCCUGCUGAGAGACUCGAGGGGGUGUACAGAAACAACAUUGACGAUGUCGUACGGUUUCUGGAUUCGAAGCAUAAAAAUCAUUACAAGAUAUAUAAUCUAUGUGCAGAGAGACAUUAUGAUGCUGCCAAAUUUAAUUGCAGAGUUGCACAAUACCCGUUUGAAGAUCAUAAUCCUCCACAGUUGGAGCUCAUCAAACCGUUCUGUGAAGACUUGGAUAAGUGGCUCAGUGAAAAUGACAAUCAUGUGGCUGCCAUUCAUUGUAAAGCUGGAAAGGGCCGGACGGGUGUAAUGAUCUGCGCGUACUUAUUGCACCGAGGCAAGUUUAGAAAAGCAAAAGAGGCUCUGGACUUCUAUGGGGAGGUCAGGACCAGAGACAAGAAGGGCGUGACGAUCCCAAGUCAGAGGCGAUACGUCUACUACUACAGUUACCUUCUGAAGAACCAGCUUGACUACAAACCGGUGGCACUGCUCUUUCACAAGAUGAUGUUUGAAACAGUGCCCAUGUUUAGUGGUGGGAACUGCAACCCACAGUUUGUGGUGUACCAGCUGAAGGUAAAGAUCUACACAUCAAAUCCGGCACACACACGGCGCGAAGACAAAUACAUGCACUUUGAGUUCCCCCAACCGCUGCCAGUGUGUGGCGAUAUCAAAGUGGAAUUCUUUCACAAACAGAGCAAGAUGAUGAAAAAGGACAAGAUGUUUCACUUUUGGGUGAAUACAUUUUUCAUCCCUGGACCAGAGGAGAACUUUGAGAAGGUAGAAAACGGGAGUUUACUGAAGGACCUGGAUGGGAUCCAGUGCACAGAAAAGGGGGACAAUGAUAAGGAUUAUCUAAUCCUGGUUUUAACAAAGAAUGACCUGGACAAGGCCAACAAAGACAAAGCCAACAGAUUAUUUUCCCCAAAUUUUAAGGUGAAGCUAUAUUUCACAAAAACAGUGGAGGAACCAUCCAACUCAGAGGGCAGCACUUCCGCGUGUGUAACCCCGGACGUUAGUGACAAUGAACCGGACCAUUAUCGAUAUUCUGACACAACAGACUCAGACCCAGAAAAUGAACAGCUGGACGAUGAUCAACACACGCAGAUAACGAAAGUUUGAACUUAUUAUUUUGUUUAUGGGAAGCCAAAAAAAAAAAAGAAUCUUUACAUAAACCAGAGUUGUAAAAAGGAGAAAACUUGAAUAUGAACUGAAAGCAAGUCCUUCUUUUCUUUUUGCCUCUUCGAAACAGAAGUACACAAGUGGGACGUUUUUCAUGCAAGAUGCCUCCGUUUUAGGGACACUAUUUCUGACCAAUUAGCUUUUUUUUUUUUCUCCCCCCCUUACACCAUUUGCCCCUUUUUAUUGACAAAGUUGUUAACACCUCCAUAGCAGGGAGCGGGGUGGAGGGGGUGAAGUGUGCUGCUGCAACCCUGUUCAUAGCAAGGCCAGUGCUAAAGUCAGCGUCCAUCAUCCCCUACGUGUGCAAUCCUCCAGUGCACGAUCGUCCAUCCGCCGGGCCUUCUGUUUUAUCUACUGUGAAGCUUUUCAUGCUGUCUGUAGACCAGCCCCUUAAAAAAAAAAUAAGUGCAGUGCAAACCUUCAUAGUCUGCUAGCAUCAUUGCCACUAACAUAGUAAUAAUGAUUCUUCCACAUAUUAGGCUAUAAGAUGUUUUGACAGCCUACUCCCUCCUAUCCUUGUCUAUUAACUGCAAAUGCAGCAGGAAAACACAGUAACCCCAAUAUUCUGUCAGUGGUGUGAUGUUUUUAUGUUAAAUUUACCACAGCAGGGACACCAGUGUUGCAAUAAUGUUGAGACAAUAGUGGACAAAGGUUUGCAUGCUAAUUCAAUUAGUAUCCAUGUUAAAUAAAUGUUAUACACUUUUCUUUCCCUUUCAUAUUCAACAUUUCUGCUAGCAUUAAGGUCUGGUUAUGUUUAGUAAAACAAGGUGACACCCCACGUCAUUCUCUCACCAGGUGUAUUAAUUGUUAAGCCAUCAGCGGCAUUAUUUUAUAGUACAUGGGUUUUUUUCCCUAUAAAAACUGCUAAUGCGUAAUUAAUGAGCUGUCACCGAGUAGAUCUCUUUCGGGUUCUUGUUUUAAGCUCUUAAAGUCAGUCAGUCAGGCCACUUAAUUCAUCACUACGUUAACGAUACAUGAGACGGCGCUUGACUUGAGGUUUCUGCGCAGUCACACUGGGUCGACUCGCAUGCGAAUCAUGCCGCUCAACGACGGUCUGCGUGUGGCGAGGGGGCCUGUGAUCGUGGGCUGGCCGUGUGCACAAAUAUCCGCUGAGCACCGUGAAAGAGACUUGAAUGUAAGCUGGCGUUUAUCUUAAGUGCUAUAAGAAACCUCGUUCAGAGUUCGAUGCCAUAGUUUUAUUUUCUCCCUAUCUGUUUUCUUUUUUUUGUCCUCAGACAUCAGAUUCUUGGCUCUUUAAACAGUUUGUAGCCUUUUUGUGUGGUCUAAUGAAACCUGGAUCAUUUGCUUAUUCAACAGUGGUGCUUAAAAACUGCCAAACUACAAACUCGCAACGAAUGAUAAUUCUAGAGCCAAGAAUGUGCGUGUCUGCAUGUGGGUUGCUUCUGUCAGAUGUGCGACUUGUGUAUGUGCUCUGACUGUUAGACAUCUCCUGUCUGACUGACCGGGUUCCUAUUCUUUCCUUUUCCUCCAUUCUUGAACAGGAUUCAUUCCUUUUGGAAUGAGGUGCAGCUACAGAUUUUACAUGUCUUGUGCUUGCUUCGGACAUAUUAAAGCCCUAUAUAUGAGUAUUUAAA